Molecule: messenger RNA, 2172 nt
Organism: Hemiscyllium ocellatum (epaulette shark)
Lineage: Eukaryota; Metazoa; Chordata; Chondrichthyes; Orectolobiformes; Hemiscylliidae
Product: kelch-like protein 1
Exons: 11
Coding region: 1-2172 (723 amino acids)
Molecular function (GO): protein binding
Source: RefSeq, a predicted model, not a curated record
AUGUCAGGCUCCGGGAGGAAGGAAUUCGACGUGAAACACAUCCUGCGGCUUCGCUGGAAACUGUUCAACCACCCGCCGUCCAGCUCAGGCGGGACUGGGGGCUGCCCACAGCAGCAGCAGCAGCAGCAACAACAGGACAGUUUCGAGCACUGGGGCACCAGCCAGAACAGGCUGAAAAAUCACAGUCACGACAGAGGCAUCGGCUCCUGGAAAAAAAGCAGCGCUCUCAAUGGCAUCCUGCCCCCGGGACACAGCAGAGGUGGCACAUUGCAGUGCCAGACACAGCAACGUACUGUCUUUUACGUGGAAACGCUGGAAGAAGUGCCCAGGUUAGAGUUUACCAGGGAGGGCACGGCAACACUGGCAGAAGUGAAGAAGGAACUGGUGAACACUGACUGUUGUGAGGGAACAGGUGAUGGAUGCCUGCACAGGCUGACAGUGACUAGCCAUCCCCUGAUGCCACACAGUGAUUUGGAAGCAGGCAGCUCUGAGGAGCUCUUCCAGGCUGUGAACCAUGCAGAGCAAACCUUUUGUAAGAUGGAGAUCUAUCUGAAGCAGCAGCAGCUAUGUGAUGUCAUCCUGAUUGCUGGAAACCGAAAAAUACCUGCUCAUAGACUUGUUCUUAGCGCUGUUUCAGACUAUUUUGCUGCAAUGUUCACCAGUGAUGUUUGUGAAGCUAAGCAAGAGGAAGUCAAAAUGGAGGGUAUAGACCCUGGUGCACUCUGGGAUCUUGUUCAAUUUGCAUACACAGGCUGCCUUGAGUUAAAGGAGGAGACAAUUGAGAAUCUCUUAGCAGCUGCCUGCCUGCUCCAGCUCUCCCAAGUGGUGGAAGUAUGCUGCCAUUUCCUAAUGAAACUGCUCCAUCCAUCAAACUGCCUGGGUAUCCGUGCAUUUGCUGAUGCUCAGGGCUGCACUGAAUUAAUGAAGGUGGCUCACAGCUAUACUAUGGAACACAUUAUGGAGGUGAUCAAAAAUCAGGAGUUUCUACUACUUCCUGCAGAUGACAUCCUUAAACUUAUUGUAAGUGAUGACGUAAAUGUUCCGGAUGAAGAGACAAUAUUCCAUGCCUUGAUGCUGUGGGUGAAGUAUGACAUGCCAUCAAGAUGCAGGGAACUUGGAAAACUACUUGCUUAUAUCAGAUUGCCUUUGCUACCACCGCAGCUUUUGGCAGACCUUGAAAAUAAUGCUCUCUUCAAAGAUGACCUGGAAUGCCAAAAACUUAUUCUUGAAGCGAUGAAGUACCAUCUGUUACCAGAGAGACGACCUUUAAUGCAGAGUCCAAGGACUAGGCCUCGAAAGUCUACUGUAGGAUCUCUGUACGCUGUUGGAGGGAUGGAUGCUAAUAAAGGUGCCACGACAAUAGAAAAAUAUGACCUGCGAACAAAUACUUGGACCCAAGCUGGAGUGAUGAAUGGCAGGCGGCUGCAAUUUGGCCUUGCUGUCAUAGAUGAUAAACUUUAUGUGGUUGGAGGCAGAGAUGGCCUGAAGACUUUAAACACUGUGGAAUGUUACAACCCUAAAACAAAGACCUGGACUGUUUUGCCUCCUAUGUCAACUCACAGACAUGGUCUCGGAGUUGCAGUACUGGAAGGACCAAUGUACGCAGUAGGUGGCCAUGAUGGUUGGAGUUACCUAAACACAGUAGAGAGAUGGGAUCCACAAGCACGUCAAUGGACCUUUGUGGCCAGUAUGUCUAUUGCCAGAAGCACAGUGGGAGUGGCAGCAUUAAAUGGCAAGCUGUAUGCUGUCGGAGGGAGAGACGGGAGUGCUUGUCUCAAAUCUAUAGAAUGCUAUGACCCCCAUACCAACAAAUGGAGUAUGUGCACUCCAAUGUCCAAACGAAGAGGAGGUGUGGGUGUAGCAACAUGUGAUGGUUUCCUUUAUGCAGUUGGAGGCCACGAUGCCCCUGCUUCGAACCAUUGUUCUCGGCUUUCAGACUGUGUCGAGAGAUAUGAUCCAAAGACUGAUACCUGGACAACAAUAGCAUCGGUGAGUGUCCCCAGAGAUGCUGUUGGAGUCUGUCUCCUAGGAGACAAACUGUACGCAGUUGGCGGAUAUGACGGACAAACCUAUUUAAACACAAUGGAAUCAUAUGAUCCACAGACCAAUGAGUGGACACAGACCCCAAACCUCUAUCCAGCAGAAAUGAGCACAGCACAGUACUACUCCUAA